This is a messenger RNA of Arachis ipaensis, 915 nucleotides long. The record is from RefSeq and is a predicted model, not a curated record. NCBI's taxonomy places the organism in Eukaryota, Viridiplantae, Streptophyta, Magnoliopsida, Fabales, Fabaceae.
UAGCCAACAGAGAAAAAAUGAGAAAGAAGGCUCGACCACCAUCACUAAAAAAGACACUAGUACAGCUACAGUGCAAUCCGAGUUGAAUCCCAGACCUAAACAAAAGAGGGGUCAGGCAAAAGUGAAGCCUGCCGAGGUUGUUGAGUUUAAGGGUAGGCCCUCAGCUACUUUGCAGAUGGUUAAGUCUGCCUAUGAGUCUCAAAAAAAGUUGCAUGGUUAUGUUGAAGACGAACAUGCUAGGUCCUUGUGAGCUAAGCUUUUCCCUUUUAUGACUUUGGCUAACGAACUCUUCUGUUUUUCUGAGGAUAUGAAAAUGAUCAAUAAGGUCGGUCGUGCAGGAACAAGUCAUUUUCUUCAGGUGAUUGGUGCCCAUAUCGUGGCCAUUGGUAGGACACAGGAGCUUGCUCUUGAAAAGGAGAAAAAAGAAGCUUUAAGUGCUGCUGAAUUGUCGGCUGCCGUUCAGGAGAAGGAGAAAGUAAUUAUUGAGCUUUCUUCUUUUCUAAAGCGGAAGGAGACGGAGCUUAUUGAGGAGAGACGUCUUCAGCUCUCUUCAGCUGAGCAGAAAAAGACGGUGAAGUCUGAGAAUGAUCAGUUGGUGGCUAGGCUGAAAGAGUUGGAGACGGAUGUUUAUGAAGCCUUUGCACAAGGCUUCGACCGGGUUGUCUCUCAAGUUAAGGUCUUUUUCCCUGAGGCAGAUGUUAUGAAGCUUGAUGCGACUAAAGUGGUUGUGAAUAACGAGUUGGUGAACAAUGAUGCGAUGGUGGAGAAAAGAGAGCGAGAGCUCAAGUAUCAGUGACAAAGUAGAAUAGUUUGAAUAGUUUGUUUUUUUUUUUUGUUAAAUGUGUUUGAAAAACUGUCGCUGUAUUUAACAGUUAGUUUGGACAAUUGCCGAGUAUGAAGCUCGAUUUAUUUUGA